GCUUAAAAAUAAUAAGAGCUUAAAAAUUUGCAAUGUUCCUAUGGAUAAACGGGUUUGUGUCGAUGUAAUCGUGUGGUUUUAGUUUUGUCGACAACGUAACCGUUUCAGUGACUGUGCUUUAUUAUGAAUGAAAUAGUUCUCCCGUCAGUCACAAUGACAAGGAGCUAUCGAACGGAGCACCGUGAUUGGUUAAAUGCUGUUCAAGAGGCGGAAUGGGGCUUCGUGAUUGGUCGAUAGCUGUCGAUGAGGCGGGAUCAUUUUAGCUGAGACUGUCAAGAUUGGCAAGAGCUGGCGCUGCUGUGUGCAGGUAAAAGGAGCAAGCGACAUAAAGCAGAAAACACUGGUAGAAGGCGAUGCAUGCGAUGGAGACGGACCGUCCGGUGAAGCCUUUUCUUGCGGCAGAAGCUCUAAAGUAAGACAUUUAAGUCGGUGCAAGCCUAACACCUUCAGCUUUUUGGAAGAAAGUGCCGUUGUGUCAACCAUCGUUUAGCUCCCGGACACGCUUUGUAUAGCGAGCAACUUGGACAGCUGCAGGCUUUCCAGCCAGCCAUCAACAAAGAAUGAAAGCAUUCAAACGAGCUCUGGACGACGAGCAUCGCCCAGAGCAGGAGCACUCCUCGGCUGUGUCAGACAGCGAUGAUGGCUCCCCGCUUGACCUGUCAGGAACAGGGCCCUGUGGUAAGCGGCGUCGCCGAGGCAACCUGCCCAAGGAGGCGGUGCAGAUUCUGCGGAGCUGGCUGUACGAGCACCGCUUCAACGCCUACCCGUCAGAGCAGGAGAAACUCAGUCUGUCAGGCCAGACCAACCUCUCUGUGCUGCAGAUAUGUAACUGGUUCAUCAAUGCACGUCGCCGCCUUCUCCCUGACCUCCUUCGCAAGGAUGGAAAAGAUCCCACCAAGUUCACCAUCUCCCGCAAGGUGGGCAGUAAAAGUGAAGGCCACUUGUCUAAUGGAGGCGGAGCCGGCUCUCCAGAAAGAAACUCUUCCACCAGCUCGUCUCAACAGCGCCCUUCUGUUAUCCGCUCUGCCCCCACACUGGACCUCAGUCUUCUUGGGAACACAGCGACAGCUAUUCUGACAGGAGCAGGCUACCCUGAUAAAGGAGGAUCAGUCCAGGCACUGAUGAGGCUGGAUACACAGAGUUUGCUGAAGGAAGCAGAGGAGCGAGGGGCUAAUAUAGCUUGUCUCACCAGCACAACAAUAGCAGCUAGCCCCACCACUGGCCUCUUCAACACCCCGCCCCCGACUCCUCCUGAGCUGUUCCCCACCCAGGACUUCAGCGACUUGAGGCUGCUAGUCGAUGCAGCUCUGCUGAGGGCAGCAGAGCAGGAGGACCUGAAGAGAGUCCAGGAGAGCCAGAACAAACCAACAGAGGCUGUAAAGACUGAGCUGGUGGAAGCACAGUGUGUCACCUACAGCAGCGACAUGGGCCCCACGCCACCUCCAGAGGACAGCCAGCAAGUCAUGGAUGCCUGCAGGGUGCAGAGUCUGAUGGAGAAGGCUAUGGCAGUUCCUGUGUCAGCUGAAACUUCAGCAGAGGCUGCAGUUCCUCAGUCCUCAGCAGCCUCGGUACUAGUUCCAGCUCCAGUCUUGGUCUCAGCCCCAAGGCUCUCUCCUAUCCAAAUGAAUAAAUUUAUUUGGAGUCCCUUGGAAAAGGACACAACCAGAGCUUCCAGCCCAAACCAGCCUACGCUCAUCCCAGCCCACCUACCAACUUUAGUGCCAGUGUCAGCUUCAGGUUUUGGACAGCUGAAUUCUCAGAAAUCAUCUGCUGCUCCAGUCGUUACCUCAACUUCAUCAUCAGCUCUGGCUCCACUGCCCACUGCAUCUCCUGUGAAUGCAGCAUUGCCAGUAACAAUGCCAGUCUCAGUGCCACCACCAGUCUUUGUCCCAGCUUCGAGUUCUGCCUCUGUCCCUGCCUCAAGCCAAGCUUCAUCCUCAACUGUAGCACUUGUUCCAGCUGCUCCCUCUCCAACCAUCACCUCUUUCACCUCCCCCAGAGGAGUCCCACUCUACCUUCCAUUUCACAAAUCUUUAAUCCCAGUCACUCUUCCAUGUCCAGCACCUGUUUUGUCCUCAGCAUCAUCUCCAGCCCCCGUUUCCUCCGCAGUCUCUGCUUCCGUUCCAGCCUCAGCGUUGACGUCCUCCUCUGCCCCCACCAUCACGCCUCUUCUGGGCCUUGCGUCCCACCUUACUCCUUCUCUUCGGCCCUGCUCCGCAAGCAGCAGUAGCACCCAGAGGAAUUCAGCUGUGGUGCCCAGUGUUUGGAGUAUGGUGCAUGCUGACACUAGGCAACCUAGUUCCCUUCAAGUGGUAAAGACCCCCAUUGCCACAGUGUGGGGUCCACAGCACAGCCUGCAUACGCCCAUGAGAGAGCAGGAAAGUAUCCAGUAAUUGUACAAAAUGUCAGUUGGUGUAAUUAGCAGCACCGGCAGAGUUGGCCUCUUCAGUGGCAGUACUGGACUUUAUUGAAUGUACUAAAGGCAUUGACAUCAUUCUUGUCCAGGAGACAAAGGUGAAUAUUGGGUUUUAUUUCUGUGUACACCAGCAGCUUCAUUGCAGUUUAUAGUUGUGUGGAUUCUCAUGAUUUAAAAACAGUUGUCUGUUUUUGACUCCACUAUGUUUCUCCCCUUCUUUUUUUGUGGUGGAGAUGAGCAGGUGGGAGAUUGAUUGUACUGCAGAGAGCUUUACUGACUGUCCUCUGUGUCUGUCUCUGCCCCACCCCCCCAUCCCAUCAUGCUGUCUUUUUAUAGCUAAGUAAAUUCAUUGGUGUGCACAAAUUUUCAUCUCAGCCAUUCAACACAUGCUCUCAAGUACCACUCGUUUCUUUGUUUGCAUUUCCAAUCUAGAAUCGUGUUUAAACAAACAAGAAGUAUUUUCUCUGUCCGUUAUUUUUUUUUAUGUAACCUUGAUCGGUUGUGUACAAUUUGUAGGGAUUGUUGUUGAGAGGGAGGGUUGUGGUUUGAUUGGGAUAAGGUCACACUGAAUUUGUUACAGAAAUCAAUUUCAGUGAGCAGCUUGGUGAUCUGGUGACAUCAAGCUCCUGCAGUUCCUGAACUGAAACCUAAAACUCGUUGUGAGACAUGGCACCUUUUUUUUAUUUUUUUCUGGUGCAAAAUACUUUAAAUAUUGGACUCUUUUAUUUGGGAGAUGGAUGAAUGAUACAGAUGUCUCUGACGAUUUGGGACCCUAGGGUUUGGCCAGUAUAUUUCAAACCUGCAUGUCUUCAUAGUUCGGUGUCUCGGCAGAGCAAAUCCUGCAGAUGUAAUAAAAUAGCUGAUGAUGAUUAGCUUUUUUCCCAGGAAGGUACAACAGUAUAAAACGUCUUUUUUUUUUUCCCAUCAGUGCUUUCCACUUGUGUUUUUAGAAAUGGUUUCUCUAGGGCUUCUAAUCAUUCAUAACGCUGUAGUUUCCAUGAAACUGUCUUAGCACAAACGAUAUAUGGCUGAAUGCCACCUGGACAUCUGCUAACAGUAGCAAUGUGUGGGAAAGUUGGCUCUCCAUGUGAAUAAUACUGUAGCAGACCUGUCAUGUUUACCCAUGUCACUGAGCCCAGGGUGGUUCACGCGGUUACAUUUUGCAUGUGCAAGAAGCUGGAAGAGACGGAGCACUGACCCCAGCACCCCCACAUCUGUCCAGCUUCUUGUUCAUGGCAUGUUUUGGAAACUCCAACUCUUCUGUUUCUGUCUCCCUCACUGCCUAUUGUUUACUGUACAUGUCAGUGGAGAGUUGUUUUGUUUUUUGUUUUGUUUUGUUUUUUUUACACAGGUACUUGCUAGACUGAUACCUCAACUUAUCCAGGUCAUGGCAGGCUUUGGUCAUAUGUAGAAUUAUAAGUAUUAAAGUAAUAUUUUUAUUAUUCAUACUACAUCGUGCCACUGUGACGACACCUGUGAUACUGGAAAUGGCUGGUUAAAGAUUAGGUAGGCAGGUUUUAUAUAACAAGGCUUAUAUUGGGUUUUAGUUACAAACUGUUGCUCCAAUCAGAAGAUAGUGUAAUAAUGCAUGUAAAUAUUUUCAAGGUCUUUUGUUUUUGGUUUUGUAUGUAUUGGCAUGAACUUUAUCUCAAACUGUGUUGUUCCUUCACAGCCAAAUA
This is a messenger RNA of Monopterus albus (swamp eel), 4095 nucleotides long. It is a transcript of the gene tgif2, whose product is annotated as TGFB-induced factor homeobox 2. Gene Ontology annotation, biological process: regulation of DNA-templated transcription. The transcript is spliced from 4 exons. Lineage: Eukaryota; Metazoa; Chordata; Actinopteri; Synbranchiformes; Synbranchidae. The coding region runs from base 561 to 2393 and encodes 610 amino acids. The record is from RefSeq and is a predicted model, not a curated record. Gene Ontology annotation, molecular function: DNA binding.